Peronospora farinosa is the source of this 462-nucleotide messenger RNA. NCBI's taxonomy places the organism in Eukaryota, Oomycota, Peronosporomycetes, Peronosporales, Peronosporaceae. The record is from the annotation of a GenBank genome assembly.
AUGAAGGUCGAGGCUCGAGAAGAGGACAAUGGUAUGAAUGCUACGAUGGCAUCUAUGUCUCCUGGGAAGACGGCAUUGGCAGAAAUGAAUGCAGCAUUUGCUAGUUGUUUGUCUCUUGUAUGCCCUCCAAUUCAGUACCCUCCACACUGCCGCUUUAACCCUGUACGAGACGCUGCCGACACGGCAGAGAUUGAGGCGAGAUUGGAAGAAUUUUUCCUGCAUGCGAAGCAGCUGGAGCAGCUUUUUCUGAACGAAACAGUGAGCUUUUCUUCUUCUAUGACUGUAGACGAGUCUAUGGAUGAUACAGAGGUGGAUACAGAGCGCUCUGAAGCGGUAGGAGGACGACAGCAACAGAGUGAGCUCGAGCUCGAGAUUUUGAACCUCGAGGCCGAGCUGGCAGAGAAAAACGACCUGAUUGAGAAGUAUACGGACGUGAGAGAGCAGAUUGCUGACGUACUGUAG